Messenger RNA from Penicillium riverlandense, 1635 nucleotides. RefSeq names its product putative general amino acid permease (Agp2). The transcript is spliced from 4 exons. The record is from RefSeq and is a predicted model, not a curated record. NCBI's taxonomy places the organism in Eukaryota, Fungi, Ascomycota, Eurotiomycetes, Eurotiales, Aspergillaceae. Gene Ontology annotation, cellular component: membrane. Gene Ontology annotation, molecular function: amino acid transmembrane transporter activity. Gene Ontology annotation, biological process: amino acid transmembrane transport. The coding region runs from base 1 to 1635 and encodes 544 amino acids.
AUGUCAAAUCCACUUCCUUCGGAGCCCGUCUCCCAUAUGCCGAUGACGGCGGCUAUCAUGCGCACCGAGUCCACACUCCAGCCCGAUCCCGAGGCAAAGCCGACAAAAGUUGUUGGAAAGGAGCUUGAGCUCGCGGAGAAAGAUUUCUCAUCGGAUCACCGGGAUGUGUCGAUCGAUGGCGGAUCUAUGAAUCCUACCGACGACCAUACCCACCGCAAGCUUAAGCCUCGCCAUCUCCAAUUGAUCGGUAUUGGAGGGACGAUUGGGACGGUCCUGUACGUUCAGAUCGGGUCCGGUCUCGCAGAAAUGGUCACCUAUCUCCCCAUCUCCUCGCCAUUCAUCCGCUUCGCAGGCCGCUACGUCGACGAAGCUCUAGGCGUGGCAGCCGGGUACAACUUCUUCAUCUUCGAAGCCACUCUAGUCCCCUUUGAAGUCGUCGCCGUCAGCCUGAUUCUCAAGUACUGGACCAGCGCCAUCCCAGUCGCUGCGAUGAAUGUCAUCGUGCUAGUUCUCUACUCCCUACUAAACGCGUUCGCCGUAAAAUGGUACGGCGAAGCCGAAUUCUGGCUCGCCCUCGGCAAAGUCCUGCUCAGUACGGGGCUGAUCUUCUACACGUUCAUCGUGAUGGUGGGCGGGAAUCCUCUCGGCGACCGCUUCGGGUUCCGGUACUGGAACGAGCCCGGCGCUUUUGCGGAGUACUACAAACCCGACAGUCUGGGCAAGUUCCUGGGCUUUUUGUCUGCGCUUAUCACGGCCAGUUUCACCAUCGCCGGACCGGACUAUAUCUCCAUGGCAGCUGGCGAAACAGUGAACCCGCGCGGCGUGCUGCCGAAGGCAUAUAAUGGUGUUUUCUAUCGACUCACGACAUUCUUUGUGCUUGGAGUUCUGUGCGUGGGUAUCUUGGUCCCUUAUAAUGAUGAAACGAUGGCUGCUGCUUUUGACAACGACAAGCCUGGUGCUGCUGCGUCGCCGUAUGUCAUUUCCAUGGAUCGCUUGGGCAUUCCUAUCCUGCCGCAUAUUGUCAACGCGGUUAUUCUCACGGCGUCGUUCAGCGCGGGCAAUAGUUAUGUUUAUUGUGCAAGUCGCAGUUUAUAUGGACUGGCGCUGGAGCGCAAGGCACCUCAGUUCCUGACCAAGUGCACUAGUAGCGGCGUGCCGAUUUACUGCGUUGGCGUUGUGCUACUGAUCGCCCUGCUCAGUUUUCUGCAGGUCUCCAAUGACGCCGCGGUUGUGCUGAACUGGUUCGUCAAUCUGGUGACCGCCUCCCAACUAAUCAACUUCUCCGUAAUAACGUUCACCUACAUCCGCUUCAAAAAAGCCCUCGACGCGCAGGGCAUCUCACGCGACACACUCCCCUACCGCAGCUGGUUCCAACCAUACAUUGCAUGGAUAGCCUUCUGCUGCACGACAGUCAUGGCUUUUGUCGGCGGAUACCCCGUCUUCCUGCCGGGCAACUGGUCCAUUCCGACGUUCCUCUUUUCCUAUACGAUGAUUGGCGUUUUUCCCGUUCUGUAUUUCGGGUGGAAGGUCUUUCACAACACGAAGUUCCUUCAGCCUGAGGAGGUGGAUGUUGUUUCGGGCGUCGAGGCUAUUGAGGAGUAUACGAGGAAUUUUGAGCCGGUGCCUCCAAGGUAA